This is a messenger RNA of Pungitius pungitius (ninespine stickleback), 2206 nucleotides long. RefSeq lists its product as uncharacterized. Bases 22 to 1374 code for a protein of 450 amino acids. The transcript has 2 exons. Lineage: Eukaryota; Metazoa; Chordata; Actinopteri; Perciformes; Gasterosteidae. Gene Ontology annotation, molecular function: protein binding. The record is from RefSeq and is a predicted model, not a curated record. Gene Ontology annotation, cellular component: cell surface; postsynaptic density membrane.
CACACACACACACACACCUACAUGCGCACACUGUUACAGAAAGCUGUAUUCCCACAUUCCGCCCUCCGGGGGGGGGGAAGACACGCCCUCGGGCCCGGCGGAGGAGCAGAGGUGCGCGGCGAGAGGACGGCAGCAGACCCGCCGCUCACAGAGAUGGUUUGCCAGUUCGGGGCCCUGCUGGUUUUCAGCUUAGCGGUGAAGACGGGACUCGCUGCGGUGGGUUGUGCGUGUCCGGCCGCCACUGUUUUGUCCCGGUUUCCCGCCCGGCUUCCCGCCGACGCCUGCUGCCUGAACUACUCCGGCUCCGCCUUCGGCCACGUGCCCUGGUCCGCGUUCACCAACGAGUCCGACGUGGACACGCUGGACCUCUCCUUCUGCAACAUCAGCUCCGUUCACACCGGCGGCGGCGGCGGCCCGUCCGCCCUGCGCAGGGUCUACCUGGCUCACAACAGCCUGACGGCGCUGCCCAGGGACUUUCUGGCCGGCCAGCCCGGCCUGGCGGAGGUGGACCUGAGCGGGAACCUGAUUGGGGAACUCCCGGAGGGGUUCCUCCGGGACUCGGACGACCUGCGGACGCUGCGCCUGCAGGGGAACCGGCUGCGCCUCCUGCCGGCCUCUCUGCUGCGGAAGGCCGGUCUGCGGCGGCUGCAGCUGGACGGAAACCCCUGGGACUGCUCCUGCUCGCUGCUGGAGGCCCUGGAGGAAGGCAGGAGGGUCAACAGAACCACUGAGCUGCAGGACCUGGUGGGGAACCUGACCUGCGCCUCCCCCCGCCACCGGGCCGGCAGGGCCGUGUGGUCGGUGAGGCUCGACGACGCCUGCCGCCCCGCCGGCCUCACCGCGCUCUUCAUCGCGCUGCCUCUCCUCGUCCUCGCCGGCUUGGUGCUCGGCUGGUGCUGCGGGAGCAAGAGGAAAGAGGCGCCCGCGAGCGCCUCGAAGAGGAGAGGCGCCGCCGCCGCCGGCUGCAACGGCCAGAAGCAUCGCGGCAGGCAGAAGGCCGAAUGCGGCGGCGGCAGCGGCGGCGAGGGGAUCCUGAAGAACCAGCUGCCGCUGCGCCCGGCCUCCACCCUCCUGGGCAGCACCAGGGACAUCUACGAAGAGGUGGAGAUCAAGCUGGGCUCCGAGGCGUCCCUUCCACCGCGGCGUCCGUCCUCCGGCGGCUCCGGCUCGGCGGAGGCGAAGCGGGGCCCCCGGGGGCCCGACGCGGCCGGCAGGGCGGAGCCGGACUCGGUGAGCGUGACCGAGGUGAUGAAAGACUCGGCCGACAGGGAGAAGGCGUACCUGACCCAGUCGACGGAGUACUACAGCCUGGUGCCGGGCAUCGAACUGGAGGACUCGGACCACGGCGAGUACGAGGACGUCAGCCUCUCGUGACGCCGCCUCGGAGGAGCGGUUCAACGUUUGCUUUCCUUUAGAAAUAGAUUAUCCGUAUUCUUUUAAUCUGCUUCCAAAUGUUAGUGAUGAGGUCAUUUUAGUUGCUUUUCUUGCUGGUUUGUUUAUCUUUGACUUCAGUAUCUAUAAGGAUGCUCUUUUACUCAAAUUAUUACUGUUUAUUUCAUCUUAAAUGUUUAAAUUAUAUUGGGACACUUGACCUCUGUAACUAAGCUUCCCAGGCCCUGCGUACAGGUCUGUCACUCCGUUAGCUUAGCUUAGCAUAAAGACUGGAAUAAUUUAGAAUGGUCCAAAUCUUAACGAAUUAUCCCAUUAGUUUGAUACUUGGAAAAAUCUACUGUAGAAGGGUGAGCUAAUGCUAGUUUAGCGAGCGCUAGCAUUCACUAUCGCUGAGCUUCAAACCAUUUUCUCUGAUGUUGGAAUUUUUCACCUUCACAUUAGGUUAAUUCGUGUCUUUCUCUUCAUACAUUGAUGUCCCUACUGUGGCAGAGUUCAUGUUUUGUAUAAGUAUGUUGAGCACUGGGAUGACCCCACAAAGAGAGACUCCUCGUUGGAGUCUUUAUGCUAAACUACGCUAAAAGAAUCCCGUCCUUACAGAACUCACACACAAGUUGCAUCUUUGUUUCAAAAAUGUCAAAUGACUCCUUUAAAUACACCAAAGAGAGACACUGUGUGUGAUCUACUGGCACAGAGAGAGCGGUCCGACCACAUCGCCAUCACAAUGUAAGAGGAAGUGAUUUAAUCCGGGGCUUUUCCUGUGGGACCCGAGGAACGCAGUGACGCUUUGAAACGGAGCCCUUACUCUUUUUUUUUU